AUGAGCAAGCCAAAGGCAAAAAUCGCACAAGUCCAAACGACGGGCAUAUACAAACCAGAUGCCAUAAGAGAUGUUGCAGAAUUGCAUGGUCUGAACAGCAUCUCAGACACCGUGGCUUCGGCUCUGGCUAGCGAUGUAGAGUACCGGAUACAUCAAGUGGUUGAGGAAGCCGCGCGGUUCAUGCGCCACGGGCGACGGACAACGUUGAGCACGGCGGACAUAGAGCAGGCGAUGCGCGUACUCAAUAUCGAGCCAUUAUACGGGCACUCGCCGUACAAUCCCCCGACGUUCAGACGCGCCCCUCCAUUCCCCCAAUCUGCCGCUGCUGGCACAGUACACUAUGUUGAGGACGAAGACAUUGACUUCGACCGCGUUCUGCGCGACGAGAAGAUCACUUUACCCAAAGGCGCCAACUGGACGGCUCAUUGGCUAGCAGUCGAAGGGGUACAACCUCUGAUCCCUGAAAAUCCUCCUGCUAUCCCUCGAGAAACGGAUCAAACGGACACGAAGACCAAUCAACUACCCAAUGGCAAUGGCUUCCCUUUGGCACCUUCCUCGCCGAACCGGGGCACCACAAUCAAACAGCAGCAGCAACAGCAGCAACAACAACAACUCGUGAAGCAAGUGCUGUCUCGAGAGCUGCAGCUUUACUACAAUCGCCUUAUUACUUCCCUUCUCCCCCCAACAUCCGAUGCUACCAAGCGAACAGCUGCGUUAGCGAGUCUCAGGCAAGAUGCAGGUCUGCAAGCACUUCUACCGUAUCUCAUAAGAUGGGUUGGCGAAGGAGUUGUAGGGGCGUUGAAGGAAGACCUUCAGAGCGAGGCUGAUGGCAAGGUGUUGGAGGUUCUACUGGAUGUUAUCAGCGCGUUGUUGGAGAACACAACACUUUUUGUGGAACCAUAUUUACAUCAAGUCCUACCCCCGAUUCUGUCCAUCCUUCUCCAUUCAUCCCUAGCGCCGUCUCAUGCAAUACAUCUGCGCACGGCGGCAGCUCAGACGCUCUCUCGGCUCCUAACGCAGCAUUCAACAACAUAUCCUUCCCUCGCCCCUCGUAUCAUGAAAACACUGCUUCUCGCCCUUGUCGCUCCUGGUAAGGGUAAGGGCACAAGGGAAGGUGCAAUACGAGGCUUGAUGGGAGUAGGGAAAGAGGCCAUCCGAAAAGGCCUUGUCGAAGGCGGAGGAGCGAGAGUCAUUGGUAGUGAGUGUUCUGGCCCAAAUGCCAACAGGUUGGACUCGAGGGCCUUAGCACAAUGUGUUAUCGACGCUCUUUCCAUGCUACACCCGCCGUCCGACAUGCCAGAAAAUCUCGACUUCACGAACCAAGCCGACGAACGAGUACGAGACAGAUUGCACGAAACACUCGGCGACUUCUUCGCAACAAAGAUCUCGGGCGACGCGACAUGGGCUCGAGGCAUCCUCGGUAUAUCUCGAGAUUAA
Molecule: messenger RNA, 1437 nt
Organism: Pleurotus ostreatus (oyster mushroom)
Lineage: Eukaryota; Fungi; Basidiomycota; Agaricomycetes; Agaricales; Pleurotaceae
Exons: 5
Coding region: 1-1437 (478 amino acids)
Biological process (GO): RNA polymerase II preinitiation complex assembly; transcription initiation at RNA polymerase II promoter
Cellular component (GO): SAGA complex; transcription factor TFIID complex; SLIK (SAGA-like) complex
Molecular function (GO): protein heterodimerization activity; RNA polymerase II general transcription initiation factor activity; transcription coactivator activity
Source: RefSeq, a predicted model, not a curated record